Molecule: messenger RNA, 468 nt
Organism: Trichoderma asperellum CBS 433.97
Lineage: Eukaryota; Fungi; Ascomycota; Sordariomycetes; Hypocreales; Hypocreaceae
Gene: VAS2
Product: AP-1 adaptor complex sigma subunit Aps1
Biological process (GO): protein transport; vesicle-mediated transport
Cellular component (GO): intracellular membrane-bounded organelle; AP-1 adaptor complex
Molecular function (GO): clathrin-cargo adaptor activity
Source: RefSeq, a predicted model, not a curated record
AUGGCGAUUCACUAUCUUAUUCUGUUGUCCCGUCAGGGGAAGGUGCGGCUUGCAAAAUGGUUCACGACGCUGUCCCCCAAGGAUAAGGCCAAGAUCGUCAAGGACGUAUCACAGCUCGUCCUCGCUCGAAGAACACGCAUGUGCAACUUUUUGGAGUACAAGGACACUAAAAUCGUUUAUCGACGAUACGCCUCGCUCUUCUUCAUUGCAGGAUGCUCUUCCGAGGACAACGAACUGAUUACACUCGAAAUCAUCCAUCGAUACGUCGAACAGAUGGACAAGUACUACGGCAACGUAUGCGAGCUUGAUAUCAUCUUCUCUUUUACCAAGGCCUAUUACAUCCUCGACGAACUGCUUCUUGCAGGAGAGCUGCAGGAGAGCAGUAAGAAGAACGUGCUGCGCUGUAUUGGACAGCAAGAUUCAUUGGAAGAUAUGGAGGUCGAAGACGAGGUCACCAAACUCAUGUAA